AUGUCUUCCAAAACGGGUAAAAAGCCGAAUGGAAAGGAAGAGAAGAAAGAAGUUGUUGUACAACAAGAUGAAGCCGUUUCAUUGACCAAAGACGGGGAAAUAUUGUUGAGGGUGCAUGCUAAGCCUGGCGCCAAACAAACUCUUAUUACUGGUAUGUUUCUCGAUAUUCAUUAUAAGAAAGGUAACCAUAUAGUAAAGGGUUACCUACGUAUGAAUGAUUAUAAGGUUAUUUACUAGCUUAUUUAGGUCUGUUUUUGGGAUACUAUCGUCUACUACUGUGACUUAAUAUGAUUCUAAAUAUUAAAAACUUUUAAGAUUAUAACAUUUAAAUUGGUACAGACUACGUUGAUGACUAAUCCUGUUAGAUUUAAGCCCCGAAGCCAUUGGAGUGGCCCUAGCUGCACCACCAAGAGAUGGACAAGCCAAUGAAGAGCUACUGCGAGGAAUGAUGGAGUUCCUGGGGUUAAGAAAGAACGAGAUCUCAUUUCAAAAGGUAAAGUACGUGUAGUUUCGGGAAAUAAUAAUGGCACAAUAUAUAUAACUAAAAAUCGAAAUUUUUAAUUAUUGUAAGAUGAAAUACAUUGAAUAUACUAUCGAUAUGAUAUUAAAAUAAUGUGUAGUUUAAAACUGUUGACAUUUUUAUCACUAGACAAAUUGCAGGGUGCCAAAAGUCGAGACAAGAUGUUGGUGA
This is a messenger RNA of Bursaphelenchus okinawaensis, 691 nucleotides long. The record is from the annotation of a GenBank genome assembly. NCBI's taxonomy places the organism in Eukaryota, Metazoa, Nematoda, Chromadorea, Rhabditida, Aphelenchoididae.